AUGGACAUUCUCGACUGUCCGAUAAUUUCGAUCAAUGUUCGCGUGUGGCGUUUCUGGUCGUUUGUGCUGAAACAUGACGCGAUGCGGUACAUUAGCAUCAUCCCAGUAGGCGUGAUGAAUGUGUUUAUGUUUGCCGAUCUGUACCGAGCGUGGGGCAACAUCGAUGAGGUGAUUAUCAACGCCUUCUUUGCGGUGCUUUGGUUUAAUGCGGUGCUACGGACGGUUAUCCUGAUUUACAAUCGGGAAAUGUUCGAGAAGUUUCUACGGAACAUCGCUGUUGUUUAUAGAGAGAUACAGGAAAUGAAAGACGAGUAUAUUAAACGAAUUGUUGGAAGCUUCACCAAAAGAGCUCGAAUAUUAUCGUUGGCAAAUCUCGGAAUGGGUGCCGUUAUUAGUAUGUGUUACGUAACCUACCCAUUGUUCACUGAAGGACGCGGUUUACCUUACGGAAUGUUUAUUCCGGGAGUGAAAAUCUUCGAAUCCCCGCAGUACGAAAUUUUUUACAUUGCUCAAGUGGUUUUUACAUUUCCGGGUUGCUGCAUGUACAUUCCGUUCACCAGUUUUUUCGCAUCGACUACUUUGUUCGGGCUGGUUCAAAUCAAAACACUGCAGCGGUUGUUGAGAACAUUCAAAGCUGCUGGGAACGAUGAGAAUGGAGAAAUGCUCAAUUCAAAGGUUGCAAAAUUAAUUGAAAACCACUUGCGGGUCAUUCGUUAUGUGCGAGAUUUAAAUUCAUUGGUCACUUACAUAUGCCUGAUUGAAAUUCUCUCUUUUGGAACUAUUCUGUGUGCGUUGCUGUUUCUAUUCAAUCUGAUCGACAAUCAAGCACAGAUUGUUAUCAUUGCCGCUUACAUAUUUAUGAUAAUUUCUCAAAUCUUCACCUUCUACUGGCACGCCAAUGAGGUCCGCGAGGAAAGCAUGAGCAUCGCUGAGGCAGCCUACAAUGUACCCUGGACCGAGCUGGACAAUUCGACGAAAAAAAAGUUCUCCCUGAUAAUUGUCAGGUCCCAGCGUCCGUUGGAGAUCACGGUCGGAAACGUUUACCCGAUGACGUUGGAGAUGUUCCAAUCGUUGCUGAAUGCGUCCUAUUCCUAUUUUACCCUGCUGAGACAAGUUUAUAAUUAA
This is a messenger RNA of Topomyia yanbarensis, 1125 nucleotides long. RefSeq names its product odorant receptor Or2-like. Gene Ontology annotation, biological process: sensory perception of smell; detection of chemical stimulus involved in sensory perception of smell. NCBI's taxonomy places the organism in Eukaryota, Metazoa, Arthropoda, Insecta, Diptera, Culicidae. Gene Ontology annotation, molecular function: odorant binding; olfactory receptor activity. Bases 1 to 1125 code for a protein of 374 amino acids. The transcript has 5 exons. The record is from RefSeq and is a predicted model, not a curated record. Gene Ontology annotation, cellular component: plasma membrane.